Messenger RNA from Aspergillus terreus NIH2624, 600 nucleotides. Its product is annotated as mitochondrial 37S ribosomal protein bS18m. The record is from RefSeq and is a predicted model, not a curated record. Gene Ontology annotation, molecular function: small ribosomal subunit rRNA binding; structural constituent of ribosome. Gene Ontology annotation, cellular component: ribosome; mitochondrial small ribosomal subunit. Gene Ontology annotation, biological process: mitochondrial translation. Lineage: Eukaryota; Fungi; Ascomycota; Eurotiomycetes; Eurotiales; Aspergillaceae. The transcript is spliced from 3 exons. Bases 1 to 600 code for a protein of 199 amino acids.
AUGGCGCUCCAUCUCUUGUCCUGGUCGCCUCUGCGGACCUUUGGCUCUCCCACCAUCAUGGGAUCGCUGGCCGCCUGUCGGUGGAAUUCCACCUCUGCUCCGGCUCCGGCUCCCAAGCCCUUUGUCGUUCCGCGCAAUGCCGCCCAUAGUCGGGUCCCCAAAACCUUCGGCCGCCGUCGGAUACAGAACCGCCAGAAGUUCCUCCAGGACCAGAAGGCCCAGGGAGAAAGCCGCGUCCUCGAAAAGUUCCAGACCCGUGAUUGGAAAGCGGGUGAUAUUUAUGCGCCUCAUGACCUGAGUCCUGCCGAGAUGAAGAAGUGGAGGAAGCGCUACAGUCCGUCGACGGACGCUUUUGAUUCUCUGAACAUGAACCCUCUGGAUCUGUAUAAGAACUUCUCGAUCAUGUCCGAAUACAUCACCCCCAUGGGUCGUAUCAAGCAUAGAAGCGCCACCGGUCUGCGACCAGUCAACCAGCGGAAAAUCGCAAAGGCUAUCCGAAGGGCUAUCGGUCUUGGUCUCAUGCCCAGUGUUCACAAGCACCCCGAGAUUCUGGCCGCGGAGAUGAAGGCGCGCGCGGACGGAGGCGGUCACUUCUUCUAG